Messenger RNA from Megalops cyprinoides (Indo-Pacific tarpon), 2461 nucleotides. It is a transcript of the gene yars1, whose product is annotated as tyrosyl-tRNA synthetase 1. Gene Ontology annotation, biological process: tyrosyl-tRNA aminoacylation. The coding region runs from base 115 to 1701 and encodes 528 amino acids. Lineage: Eukaryota; Metazoa; Chordata; Actinopteri; Elopiformes; Megalopidae. Gene Ontology annotation, molecular function: ATP binding; tRNA binding; tyrosine-tRNA ligase activity. The transcript has 14 exons. The record is from RefSeq and is a predicted model, not a curated record.
UGCAACACAUUGACACAGUGCACACAGGCGAUCGACCGGCAUCGGCACGUUGGGGAAAUCUGUACCAGUGAUUGAAAUUCUCUUCAGCUACUGCGGGUGCACGAAAAAGCGGCGAUGGGGGAGCAGUUGAGCCCAGAGGAGAAGUACCAUCUCAUCACCAGGAAUCUGCAGGAGGUUUUGGGCGAUGACAAGCUGAAAGCCAUCCUGCAGGAGCGAGAGCUGAAGGUUUACUGGGGCACAGCCACCACUGGCAAGCCCCACGUGGCCUACUUUGUGCCCAUGUCCAAGAUCGCCGACUUCCUGAAGGCGGGGUGUGAGGUGACCAUUCUGUUCGCGGAUCUGCACGCCUACCUGGACAACAUGAAGGCCCCCUGGGAGCUGCUGGAGCUCCGGACGCAGUACUACGAGCAGGUCAUCAAGGCCAUGCUGGAGAGCAUCGGCGUGCCCCUGGACAAGCUGAAGUUCAUCAAAGGGACGGACUACCAGCUCAGCAGAGAGUACACCUUGGAUGUGUACCGACUGUCCUCCAUGGUAACAGAGCACGAUGCCAAGAAGGCCGGAGCUGAGGUGGUCAAGCAGGUGGAGCAUCCACUGCUGAGUGGGCUGCUGUACCCUGGACUGCAGGCCCUUGAUGAAGAGUACCUGAAGGUAGAUGCCCAGUUUGGAGGUGUGGACCAGAGGAAGAUCUUCACGCUGGCAGAGAAGUACCUGCCUUCCCUGGGGUACGCCAAGAGGAUCCACAUGAUGAACCCCAUGGUCCCAGGACUCACAGGGGGCAAGAUGAGCUCUUCAGAGGAGGAGUCAAAGAUUGACCUCCUGGACAGGAAGGAGGAAGUGAAGAAGAAGCUGAAGAAGGCCUUUUGUGAGCCGGGCAACGUGCAGAACAACGGGGUCCUGUCCUUCGUGAAGCAUGUCCUCUUCCCCCUGAACUCAGAGUUUGUCAUCAAAAGAGAUCCGAAGUGGGGAGGAGACAAAGUUUACACAGUCUAUGAGGAGGUGGAGAAGGACUUUGCCGAGGAGGUCAUUCACCCAGGGGACUUGAAGGCGUCAGUAGAGGUAGCCUUGAACAAGCUGCUGGAUCCCAUCAGGAAGAAGUUUGAGAGUCCGGAGCUGAGGAAGCUGACGAAUACUGCCUACCCCGACCCCUCAAAGAACAAGGGAGCACCGAAAGGAAAUCCUAAAAACUCGGAGGAGGAAGACGUUGUUCCCUCCAGACUGGACAUCCGAGUGGGCAAAGUGAUCAGCGUGGAGAGGCACCCGGACGCAGACUCCCUGUACUUGGAGAAGAUCGACGUUGGGGAGGCGGAGCCGCGGACGGUGGUGAGCGGGCUGGUGGCCUACGUGCCCCAGGAGGAGCUGCAGGACAGGCUGGUGGUGCUGCUGUGCAACCUAAAGCCUCAGAAGAUGAGGGGGGUGGAGUCCCAGGCCAUGCUGCUGUGCGCGUCCAUUGAGGGGGAGCCCAGGAGGGUGGAGCCACUGGACCCCCCAGAGGGCUCAUCGCCAGGGGAGCGCGUUUUCGUGGAGGGGUACGAUGCAGGCAAGCCAGACGAUGAGCUCAAGCCAAAGAAGAAGGUGUUCGAGAAGCUACAGGAGGACCUGAAGAUCUCGGGCGAGUGCGUGGCUCAGUGGAAAGAGAAGGACCUCAUGACCAAACUGGGACAGAUCACCUGUAAAACACUGAAGGGAGGGAACAUAAGCUAAAUAUGCCCCCCCCCCACUGCCAGCCCACAUGGAUUCUCCAAUCUCCAUGACAGCCUCAUAUUUACACAGCCAGACAGGGCCAAUCACAAAAGAGGGGUGUAUACAGCAACAGAGAAUCUCCGGUGUAAUUAAAUGGAUUUGUGGUCCAUUUUUUGUUUUUGAAGUUAAUCAUGGUUAUUGCCUUCUCAAAUUUAUUUCUUUCCAUUCACAUGUACAAAAAAAAAAAAAAAACAGUCGUGGAAUAGCUUAUCAAAGCAUCUUGGGGUACCGCUGUAAAUAUCAUAGUUCCAAUGUGACUGUAAAAUGGGUUACAUUUUACUUUCACUGUAUCUUAUCGAGCAACACGUACUAUUGUAAUCCGCAUACUGUAUCUGCAAUGUGAGAAGUCUUCCUUCUCUAGAACUGUUGUCUUCAUUAAUCUGAGCAUCACACCCUUCCUUGGACAAUAAGCAAGCCAGUCUGACUGCAGCUCAAGCCCUGUCUCUAGUGAUUCUUAUCUUAAUGCCAUUGACCUCAAGUUCAGGUAUUUCUCUUUUUAUUUACUUACGGGAUCAUCCAGUAAUCUGUAACCUUCAGGAACGCUCUGUGUGUGAAUGGUUGUACCGGCAGGCAGUAGAACGGUGUGAUGUAACGGAAUGGUCCGUUGUCAUAGGAUGUGCCACGGUUAUCUCAUUGUUGUGUCACCAACUGCAGGGCUCCAUUGUAACAGUCACUGAUGUCACUACUUCUCGAAGGAUCAUCUGUACAUUAUUAAACAGCU